Messenger RNA from Closterium sp. Naga37s-1, 4899 nucleotides. NCBI's taxonomy places the organism in Eukaryota, Viridiplantae, Streptophyta, Zygnematophyceae, Desmidiales, Closteriaceae. The record is from the annotation of a GenBank genome assembly.
AUGUCUGGUGUUGAAUGCAGCGUAUGGGCUUACCAUGACGCGAGCCUGAUCGACCAUAUUCAUGGGAAGAAGCACAUGCGGAAACAGGCGGAAGCUACACCGAUCACCUCACCACCGUCCAGCGUCACUGGAAGUCCCCCUUGGGAGAAAACUUCCAAGUUGACGCCACCGUGGAAGCUCGUUGGGGAAGGGAAAAACUCCGCCGUGUCUCCUUCCUCCAAGCGUAAAGCGCCUCAUACGAGUGAUGCCUCUAAGCCAGCUGGUGGUGGGUCCAAGCGCCAAAAAAGAGCCAAUGGUCAAGUUGUUGCAGUUACACCGGAUGGUGAGGCGGAUGCACGAGACAUUGUUCCAGAAGCAGCAGCAGAAGAAGAAUCGGAUGAGCCAAGCCGACCUGAGGACUUCGCCCUGGCGUUGUUCAAGUUCACGAAUCUGAUUGGUCGCCGGGGGAAGUGGGAGAAGCAGCUGCUGAAAUGGUCCGAUGGCAGUUCUUGUGAGAAGCACAGUCAGAAGGAGGAGCUGCCAUUGCUUGCAGAUGUCCCCUCCGAGCAUCCAGAGCAGCUCAAGAAGCAACCGGAAGAGGCCAGCGACAAGGAUGUUCCGCAAGAUGACGAUGAUGGUCACAAAGAGAAAGAACCGAAAGGCAUGUCUGGUGCUGAGCCACACUGCACAGAAGAGCCAAUUGAAGUUAAUGCGGAUGUGGAAGAAGCACGUGGAGCUCGCACUGGCGACGACUCUACUCCCGCGCCUGAGCUGCACGAGGCGGCUGCUGGUAGAGCUGAAGACGAAGCGACUGUGAAUGCAGCUGCACCUGCGGUUCCAGUGCCAGAAGCAGCGGCAGGGGUCGACGCCCCUGGAGAAGCCACAGCACCGGCUGCAGUGCCAGCUAAGAGACGGAAAGGAGCUCUGGGAGCUGGUGCAGGGGCAUCUGCAACGAGAGUGUGCUUUCUGUGCCAGCUGCCCAUGAUGGAAGGGCAGGUGGUUGGAGCCCUGUGGAAUGCACGCUUGAAACAAUUUGCCUGCAGCAGCAGGAACCGACACAAGAAGUUCCACAUAUUCCACGCGCACUGCAUAGCGGACUGGGUGGUCUUCUGCUCCGCGGUCGCCAGCACCAGUGUGCCGCCCGCCCUCUGCUGCCCGCUCGAGGCUGACGUGGCGCACCUCCUCUCCUCCAUGCACCGCCACCAAAAGGCACACGCGCCGUCCCUGGGGCCAAGCCGCCAGGCCAGUGGCGCUGCCACACCUGCUGCCGCUGCUGCUGCUGGCAGGGUCACAGGGGCUGCAGCAGCUGCUGCUACUGCUGCUGAGGCUGGCGGUAGUGCUCCUGUGUCUGCCAGUGCUGCUGCUGAAGCGAUUGCGAAUAACCAGCCUGGAGAUGCUCCUCAGUCUAAUGGGGCUGAGCGUGUGGGGCCGGGUGGGGAUGCUGAUGGCAGCAGUGCUAGCAGUGACGAGAAUCAUUCCGACGCGUGGGCGUGGGCUGGCAUCCCAGACGCAAUUCACUCCCCUGCCACCGCUGCUGCUGUUGCAACCUCUGCCCUGGCUGCUGCUGCUGCCACAGGGCCAGUGUCCAGUGAAGAUGCAGCAGUGGUGGCCAUCGUGGCAACAGCUGCUGCGUCGGCUGCUGCGUCCCUGAUGGCUCCACCUCCUGCUCCUCCUGCCUCUGCAUCUGCUAUGUCACAUCUUCUGGGCAAGCGCAGCUCAGCUGACACCGUGGCACAGCAGCCAGGCAAGGCGAAGAGCGGCGUGCCCUCAGCAGUGCCGGCAUCAGCGCCUGUAGCAGCGUCUGGAGCAGCUGGAGCUGCCAGCAAGGGCGUGCCAGGCAAAGGGGCAGAAUCAGAGGCAGCAGUGUCAGUAGGAACAGGAGGAACAGCAGUGCCAGCAACGCCAGCUGCGCCUGAGGGCGCAGAGGCGCUGAAGGGAGUAAAGCUGUUGCCGCUGACUGAGGUUUUCUGUCCGGAGUGCCAGGGCACAGGGCGGUAUGGCCCUCAAAACGCCCUGGAGCACCCCCGCUACCGCCUUGCUCAGGUGUUUGACUGGAUUGUGGCCAUGAUGGUGGCGCGGCAUAAGGCAACCCUUGCACAGAAAGGAAGCGCGGCGAGCAGUGGAGAGCAGGAGGAGGAUGGUGGUGCAGGGAGGACGGCAGAAGUGGGUGCGGCAGACAAGGGAGAUGCCACUAUGGCAGACGCUGAGGGUGCACCAGAGGGCUGCGAGAAGGCACCAAAGGGGGCCGAGGGAGCAUCAGAAGGCGGGGAGAAGACACCAGAGGGCAGGGAGAAUGUGGAGAGGUCAGGUGGCAUGGAGGCGGAUAAGGGCUUGUGUGAUGAGAGGGAGGUGACAGCAGCCGAGGCUGCUCAUCCCCCUCCUGCAGCCAGUCCCUCUCAGGCGGCUCACAGUGCAGCAGUCACUGGGGGAUCCCUUCCAGGGAAUGAAGCAGGCAUGCAGGAUACGGGUGCUGGCAGCAGCAUGGGCGUGGUUGCUGGCAGCACGCUGGCCAGCAAUCCUGUGGAGAGUGCAGCAGAGAAGGGGUCAGAAGGGUGCCGUCUGCGUUUCGCGGACCAAAAUGUACAGAAGGCAGCAGACACUGCUUUCCACAACCUCAGGACCCCGCACGCGGCUCCCUUCCUUGGCGGAAAUCCGUACUCCCUCGCGUUUAACGUGCAGUCCGCGUCGUCUUUCCAGUCCCACAACGCCGCGCCGUUUCUGUCCGAAAACCAGCACGAGUUUCCCGUUUCCAGCGCGCGCCAAUGCGGACGGAUUCCGUUAGAGCCGCCAGUAACAGAGAACAAUAACAGCAGCAACAGCAACAAUGAUAACACUGAUAACUACGGCGAGAACACAUCCAGCCCUCCGUCUAGAGGCGCGUUCGACCUCCAAACCCCCAACAUGAACUUCGACGCUCCGUGCGACGCGCCGUGCGACGCUGCGACGCGCAUGAUCCGGCUGCCGUACGACCUGCAUCCGCCGGACAUUAACCUGCCUCUCCCCCUCCCCAUGUCCAUGUGCCUCGACCUCGAUCUCGACGCCGCCUCCCCCGCGCACCACCCCGUUGCUGCCUCCCUCCCCGCCAAUGCCGCGCAUCCCGCUGGUGCCGCUCGUCCCGCUCAUCCCACUGAUGACGCUGACGUGGCUGCAGCGGCGGCCGCGAAUUCUCCUGCUCCUGCUGCUGCGGCUGACGCUGUUGCUGCUGCUGGUGUUGCAGCUGGAAUCAAUGGCGCGGUUGGUGGGGAGAGCGGCGUUGGUGGGGAUGCGCGGGACUUCGGGAGUGGUGGGAGGGGGAAUAGCAGCAACAACGUGGGUGGCGCAGAGGGGGAGCAGCGCGGGAGUGGUGGGAGGGGGAAUAGCAGCAACAACGUGGGUGGCGCAGAGGGGGAGCAGCGCGGGAUGGAAGAGCGCGAUAGGGCUGGCGAGCUUGGCGGAAACGGCGAGCUGGCGAUUCUGAGGGCUUUCCAGCAGGGCGCGGGAGGGGAGAACGCGGAGAGUGGGUCCGCGGAGGGCGCAGGGGGGGAGGAAGGGGAGAACAGGCGGGAGCAGCAGGCGGAGCAAGGAGUAUCAGAGGAGGGGGGCGGGCAAGAAGCAGGCGCUGAUGCUGGCGGGGAUACUGGCGGAGAUGGUGGGGGAGAUGGGGGCGGGGAUGUUGGCGGAAUGGCCCUCUGGUGGGAUGUAGGUCCGGCGCCGAACCUGGACAUUGAGAUAGCUCCGGUUGGUGCCCCGGCAACCCGGUUUGCACCGAGGCUGAUCUUCAGCCUUGACAGCCACCCACCGUCCACCGCUGCUACUGCUCCUGCCCCUCCUGCUGCACUGAAUGCAAACACCAGAGGAGCUAUAGCCUCCAGACCCACUGUACCCUCCAGAUCUGGUGGUUUCAGGGAGAGUGGGUCGGCCACAGGAGCUGGUGCGGGAGUGGGUGGGAGCAGCUCCGCGUGCACGCACGCCACCAGCACGUGCCACAUGGUGCCGCCAGGAGAGUGCGGCCAGCAGCAGCCGCCGCGGGAGCAGCAGCAGCAACAGCAGCAGCAGCAGCAGCAGCAGCAGCAGCAGCAGCAGCAGCAGCAGCAGCAGCAGCAGCAGCAGCAGCAGCAGCAGCAGCAGCAGCAGCAGCAGCAGCCAGAGCAAGUGCAACAGCAGCCACAGCAGCAGCACAACCAGCAGCAGCUAUGGCUACAGCAGCCGCAAUACACUGCGUCUGCCACUGGUUCGAGCAGCAGUGCAUGGCAAGAAGCAGGGAGGGCAGCAACACUGGAGCUGGGCACAGAAGCAGGCGCUGACAUGAACGUGAACGUGCGUGCAUGUACGGCAGAGGCAGUGAGGGACGUGGACACGUGCUGCGCUGCAAUUGGCCUAAGUGUCUGUGCUGGCGGCGGCAACGGGGGCACGCUGCGUGCUGCUCCCACUGCUACCGCCGCUCCUACUGAAACUGCUGCUCCCACGAGCGCGGCCGUCGGCCGCAGCAGCAGUGGCAUCCCGAGGCGGUACAGUGCACGGGAGGACCGUGUGUGGGGCGCACACUUCUUCUUCUCUCACUACUACGCCUCCACCCUCUCCCAAUCGCGGGGCGAAGAGGCGUUUAUGGUGCAGCACGAUGUGGAGAAUGCGUACAUGUGGGCGCUCAGUGUGCGGCCAGAGCAUGCGCUGGGCAAGAUGCAGCUGCGCUCCUUCAUCAACGGCAACUCCAGGGUGGACGAGCCGUGCUUCCCCUUCCCUGAGAAGGCUGGCUUCGUGCGAUCACACCGCCUGCAGCAGCGGCGCUACAAGGGGCUGGCCAACCCCCUCUGCAUCCACGGCAUUGCACCCGUCCCCGCCCCUGACCUCUCUGCCGUGUCCCCCCACUCGCGCACGCCCUGGGAGGAGAUUACUGGUGAGUUGGUGGCUGUCAGGUGUCGCACACAGGGUGAAACGUCUUAA